Messenger RNA from Aphanomyces invadans, 1148 nucleotides. RefSeq lists its product as hypothetical. The transcript is spliced from 3 exons. The record is from RefSeq and is a predicted model, not a curated record. Lineage: Eukaryota; Oomycota; Saprolegniomycetes; Saprolegniales; Verrucalvaceae. The coding region runs from base 29 to 913 and encodes 294 amino acids.
UCCCGAGGUCGUUUGGCAGCGAUUCGUCAUGGCAGGGUACCGGUCGCUAGCGUCGCAGUUGUUCGACCAGACGAAGCAGCCGCCAGGGUCAAUCGCUGAGGAAGAUGCGAUGUUGUCGCUGAACCAGCGUCUUGAGAUGGACCCUGACCUUGAAGACAUGGAUGACAUCAACUUCGUCAAGGACGCAUCGGACGCUGAGAAGCAGGUGCUUGUCAUGUCCGAGACAAUCGAUCUGUUGCGGCGGCACCUCGAGAGCCAGCGCAAGGAGCUUCAAGCGGCCUAUAAGACCCUUCGCGAGUACGAAGAAAAGAAGAACGACGAGCAUGUCAAGGCGCUCGAGAACCAGUCGGCCCACACGAACUUCGAGAAGGAUCUCCGCGACUUGCGCUUCAACCUCGAGCUCAAGCAUGUCGCAUUGCAUGAAGCGACGGUCGAGAAGGAGCAAGUAUUGCUAGAGCUGCAAAAGUACAAAAACUUGACGAGGGAGCUCAGCGACAAACUGGACCGCCUCUCGAACGUGCAGAGCAUGUACCACAUGUCCCUAAAUCAAGCGUCCGUGUCGUCGUCUGCGCACUCGAUGCAGAGCAAUGUGGCAUAUGUCCCCAAGAGCGAGCGCUUCGACACGGCGGCACCAAUCGGCAGUGGCAGCGACUUUUGGAAGCACCAGUGGAAGGAGGCGAUGAAGGCACGCAAGACAGCGCCGAUUCGGACGGCGACAAUUCCACAGUACCAACAUGCAUCUGCCGAACCUUUGAAGGCUCCGUCGAUGAAGAUUUUUUCGUCGCCGCCUCAUGGAAAACGAGGGUACACGGAUCGAGAUGAGCGUGUCCCCGUCCACCGGUUCAUCGGUCUCAACAGCCGACAAAGUCAACUCGUCAAGGAGUGCUACAAAGUCGUAGGCAACAAGUCGUAGGGGAGCAUGUUAGGCCACUUAGCAAUGCGUACACGCAUGUCGGAAAAGCAACCAUGCAGUUCACGAACCAUAUUCUGGACAAUAUGGUCGAGUACUUCCACUGUUUCAAUCGUGCAGCGCGUCCUGGGGGUGCAUCCAUCGCUCCCUUUGUCUCGCCCAACUUUUGCUGUCAUCGCGAGUCGGGCGUCCCGUUUAUAGAUGUGUAAAAAAACGACCAUUUUAAUUCCAAUUUGAU